AUGAGUUACCAGGUCUCGUCCGGCUUCCUGCAGAAGUUCUCGCCCAAGGAGAUCCACGAGCUCAAGCGCGUGUUCAAGGAGCACGAUCACGACUACGCCGCUGCGGUGCCCGUGGCCGCGCUGCACUCGGUGCUGCUCCACCUCGGCGAGAACGUGACGCCCGCGCAGACGACUGUGUUGUUGCAGCAACUCAAGCGCGCGCGACCUGAUUGGCUCACGUUCCAGGAGUUCCUCGACCUCUUGUUUGAGUUUCGCAAUGGCGCGAUUGUAUUGGACCCUGCGUUGCUCGUGGACGCUAAAGUUGCUGGAGCAACUCGGCUGGACCACAAAGUUGCGGCUCUGUCGCUGGCACCUGGUCGAGACACUUGUGUACCCAAGUCGCCGGUCGCUGAGUCGACCUGUGGAUCCGUAUCGGCCAAUCACAAGACGGCAAAUUCAACGUGGCCACCGACGCAGUCGACCACAGUCGGGUCGCCGUUUACGCCCAAAACGCUGUGGCCGCCUGCGAAGAGUUCCACUGGACCAACUGCUGGCACAGUGCCGCCCGUCACGAGUGCACCGCAGUGGCCGUCUGCUGCUGCUUCGAGUGCUUCGACUGCUGCAACGUGGGGCUACACGCCGUCAAGUGCUUCCCAAGCCCGAGCUCCUGCUGCAGGUGUGCCGCAGAGUAAGCCGCAGUGGCCUCCUGCAGGAGCGAGUGACUCGGCAGCGGUCAAGUCGCCGUCUACACAUGCGGUGGCGUCGAAAUGGCCUCCAGGCGGUGCUACUGCUACUGCGGGUGGUGACAAAAGCCCGAUGAAGUCGCAGUGGCCACCGGCAGGCGGCAACUCGCCUCGAUGGCCGCCAACAGCUGCUUCAGGCACUAGUGCAGGCAAUGGACGAGCAGAGUCACGGCUGUUUACGCCACCAGCAGCAUCAACUGGAGCGAAUGGAGCUGGUCCAGAGACACCCAGGCGUGGUCAGUGGCCACCCACGCCACCACCUGGAGGUGCAGUGUCUAGCACUCCUCCUUGCUCACCGAUGCGGCAAGUGACGCCCGUCUCGACUCCAAAGGAUCAGCAGUCGAGCAGCAAAGUCGAUGUACACACGCUGAAUGUCUUGCAGCGACGUGCAAGUGCUGCUGCACAGUACAACUCGACUAUACACGAGGUGAAAGGCACAGCUGGCGGUGUGCACUCGUACUCGGAAGAAGAGACGGUCGCGUUUACAGAGCACAUCAAUAACACUUUACAAGCGGACAAGGACAUUGCGUCGAUCAUGCCCAUUAGCGUGGACGCUGGUCUCUUUAGCGCCGUGUGCGACGGUGUGGUGCUGUGUAAGCUGAUCAACAAGGCCGUACCUGAGACGAUCGAUGAACGCGCUCUCAACUUUGUUAAGCCCACGAAGGAGCUCAACGUGUAUCAGAAAACCGAGAACCAGAACUUGUGCAUCAACGCAGCCAAGAGCAUCGGCUGCAGCGUCGUGAACAUUGGGCCCGAUGACUUGAUCGAAGGCAAGCAGAUUCUCGUGCUGGGACUGGUAUGGCAGAUCAUCAAGAUCCAGCUGUUGUCGACCAUCAACCUGAAAAAUCACCCUGAGCUCAUGCGGCUUUUGCUGGAUGGCGAGACGCUGGAAGCAUUCAUGAAGCUUCCUCCUGACCUCAUUUUGCUACGAUGGAUGAACUACCACCUGAAAGCUGCUGGUCACCCAAAAAAGGUGACAAACUUCAGCACGGACGUGCAGGACGCGACUGCUUAUAGCGUACUACUCCACCACAUUGCACCCCAAUACUGUGACUUCUGCAACGAGUCCAUUCCAGAGGAACGUGCCGCGCAUGUGAUCCAGAAUGCGCGUCGGUUGGAGGUCGAGACGUUUAUUAAACCUCGCGAUAUCACCAGCGGCAACCCGAAGCUGAACAUGUCAUUCGUGGCACAGCUUUUCAACACGUGUCCGGCGCUAGACGUUGUCGAAGAGGAGAUGAAGCAGCUCGAAGAGAUUCUGUACGAUGAUGUUGGCGACACGCGCGAAGAACGUGUGUUUCGAAUGUGGAUCAACUCGCUGGCGAUUGAUGACGUGUACGUGAACCACUUGUACUCGGACCUGAGUGACGGCAUGAAGCUUCUUAAGGUAUUGGACAAGAUCCAGAAAGGAAUCGUGGCCUGGAACAAGGUCAAUAUGGUAGCACCCAAUAAGUUCAAGCAGGUGGAGAACUGUAACUACUGCGUUGUGCUGGGCAAGCAGUUGAAGUUUUCGCUGGUAAACGUGGGCGGUGCCGACAUUUUCGAGGGCGCGAAGAAGAUGAUCUUGUCGAUUGUGUGGCAGAGCAUGCGGUACCAGCAACUGAAGAUGUUGAGUGCGCUCGCAGCAGGUCGUGGUGAGAUCACCGACAAGGACAUUAUCAGCUGGGCGAACGAAAAGGUCCGGCAGGCCGGACAGGUGAAGGGCAACAUCGUGUCGUUCCGGGACCCAAAUCUAUCUGACGGUCUGUACUUGCUGGACUUGGUGCACGCAGUCGAGCCUCGUGCCGUGAACUGGGACAUGGUCUCACAAGAGUCGACGGACGAUGCAAAGGCCAGCAACGCCAAGUACGCGAUCAGUUGCGCUCAGAAGAUUGGUGCGACCGUCUUUUUAACGUACGAGGACAUUGUGGAGGUCAAGCCCAAGAUGGUGAUGACGUGUGUCGCAAGCCUCAUGUUGGUGGACCACCAGCGUGCGUAG
Hyaloperonospora brassicae is the source of this 2697-nucleotide messenger RNA. Lineage: Eukaryota; Oomycota; Peronosporomycetes; Peronosporales; Peronosporaceae. The record is from the annotation of a GenBank genome assembly.